Monoraphidium neglectum is the source of this 399-nucleotide messenger RNA. RefSeq lists its product as hypothetical. The transcript has a single exon. NCBI's taxonomy places the organism in Eukaryota, Viridiplantae, Chlorophyta, Chlorophyceae, Sphaeropleales, Selenastraceae. The coding region runs from base 1 to 399 and encodes 132 amino acids. The record is from RefSeq and is a predicted model, not a curated record.
AUGGGCGUCAUCCUGCCCAAGACCCCCGUCUUCGCCCUAAUGGACGCCCUCACCUCCGCCACCUGCCGCGCCCCCGACGGCGCGGCCCUCCCGCUCCCGCCCGCACCCCCUUCCCACCCCGGCGCCGGCGCCGGCGGCGCUCCCCAGCUGCUGCGCUGCCCGAAGAAGCAGCGAGACCUGCUGAUUGGCCCCGCCGCGGACGCGUGCGCCGCGGCGGGCGGGCGCUGCGUCCUGGACAGCGACGGGUUCUACAUCGUGAGUUAUGUCAUGGUGGUGGCCGGGCUUGCUGUGGGCGCGUUCAUCAUGCGGCUGUUCCCGAGGCUCAUCGGCCUGCCGCUGCAGCGGUGGCGCGCGCGGCCGCCCUUGGGCAGGCCGCCGCUGCUGGGGAAGGCAGGGUGA